AUGGCGGGCGCCGAUGGCGAACGAGGUGCCAUCCCCAAGCACCCGCAGCAGCUCUUCUUUGACAAUGUCAAUCCUGCGACGCGGCUACUGGAGAAGCGGCGGCAGAUGUACGAAGUGCAGGACGCCCUAGAGAACCAGAAGGCCAGGUUCGCCAAGGAGGAGGACCAGUUCCGAAAGAAGGAAGAGCAGCUACGGGUCAAGGAUCUCCAGCUCCAAAAUCAGCUGGUGAAGUUCAACAAGUUCCUCCAGGAUAACGAGGCCAAGCGCCAGCGCUCAGAGAAGAGGGCUGCAGAGGAAGCCGCCCAAAUAAAGCAGAAAGAUGAUGAGAUCCUGGACCUUGAAAAGCAGCUUGAAGACAGCAAAGCUCUUUGCUCCAAGCUGGAAGAGGAGAAAGACAGGAACAUGAAAUACGAGGAGUUCUUGGAGUUGGUGAAGGAAACCUGCGACGACUACGCCGAGAUUUCGGAGAUCGUCGAGCGGCACUCCACCCUCGAGGGAGCCAACAUCGACCUCUCAGAGCUCCAAGCGGACUCGGAGACGCGAAUAGAGGAGCUGAGAAAUCAGUUCCAAAUCUACAAGAAAGAGCAAGAGAUGGAGAUGAUGGAGCUGCGAAACAAGGUUGCCAUCCUCCAAAUCGAGUUGGACGAGUGCCAGAAGAAGCGGCAACAACUCCAGCACGAAUUUGACGAGGUGACGCAGGAGGACUCUAGGGACUCCCUCUUCUUCGGGCAGAUUCUGAUGUCAGUUGAAAACCUGUUCCUGCGCUGCACCACAAAGAGGAAAAACAUCCAGCAUGCCCAGACGCCUGUCGACGAUGAGAGCAAGCAGGAAGGCGAGGAUGGUCAAGAUCAGGGCGAAGACUCCUUCCGAAAGAAGAAGGACAACGCCGCCAGACAACUUAAAGUCAUCCUGGCCUACCUGAAGGACUUCAAGGAGAUCUGCGAGAUUCUCCGGAAGGAGCGCCGGGGCGACCCCAUGAGGGUGAAGCUGGCCCGAGCUUGGUGUACAUGA
Molecule: messenger RNA, 1011 nt
Organism: Symbiodinium natans
Lineage: Eukaryota; Dinophyceae; Suessiales; Symbiodiniaceae
Source: the annotation of a GenBank genome assembly